UGGGCCGAGCUGAGCAGGCUUCCACACCACGCUCCACAGAACCCCCAGGGUCUCCUAAGCUUGUGCAAAACUCCAGCUGCUGGAAAGAAAGCUGGGGCAACUGCCAGAAGGAUGGCGGUGCCCUGGGAGGAAUAUUUCCGACUGGCUUUGCAAGAGAAACUGUCUAUAAAGCUGCCAGAGCAGGCUGAGGAUUAUGUCCCACCAGUGCUGCGUCUCCUGGAGAAGAGGCAAGAGCUGGUAGAUGCAGACCAGGCCCUGCAGGCCCAGAAGGAGGUGUUCCGCACCAAGACGGCAGCCCUGAAACAGCGUUGGGAACAGCUGGAACAAAAGGAGCGGGAGCUAAAGGGAUCGUUCAUCCGCUUUGACAAGUUUUUGCAGGACUCCGAGGCCCGGCGCAGUCGCACGCUGCGGAGGGCGGCGGAGGAGAGGCACCAGGCGGGUCGUCGGGAGGUGGAGGCGCUGCGUCUGUGGACCCAGCUCCAGGAGCUACGGCGGGAACACGCGCGGCUGCAGCGCCGGCUUAAGCGCCUGGAGCCCUGCGCGCGCCUGCUGGAGCAAGCGCUGGAGCUGCUGCCCGGGUUCCAAGAGGUUCCGGAGCUGGUGGCGCGCUUCGACGGCCUGGCCGAGACGCAGGCGGCGCUGAGGCUCAGGGAGCGCGAGCGGCUCGCGGAGCUGGAGGCGGCGCGAGCGCGGCUGCAGCAGCUGCGGGACGCCUGGCCGGACGAGGUGCUCGCACAGGGCCAGCGGCGGGCACAGCUGCAGGAGCGCCUGGAGGCUGCCAGGGAGCGUACGCUGCAGUGGGAAUCCAAGUGGAUUCAGAUUCAGAACACAGCAGCGGAGAAGACUCUGCUCCUGGGACGCAGCAGGAUGGCUGUGCUCAACCUGUUCCAGCUAGUGUGCCAGCAUCAGGGGCAGCCUCCCACCCUGGACAUCGAGGACACGGACGGACAGCUAGAGCACGUGAAGCUGUUCAUGCAGGACCUCUCCGCCAUGCUGGCCAGCCUGGGUCAGGCUGAGCCUGCAGCCCCUGCCUCCUAGCCCUGACCC
This is a messenger RNA of Gorilla gorilla gorilla (western lowland gorilla), 1047 nucleotides long. RefSeq names its product cilia and flagella associated protein 73 (gene CFAP73). The coding region runs from base 112 to 1038 and encodes 308 amino acids. Lineage: Eukaryota; Metazoa; Chordata; Mammalia; Primates; Hominidae. The record is from RefSeq and is a predicted model, not a curated record. The transcript has 7 exons.